Corylus avellana is the source of this 950-nucleotide messenger RNA. NCBI's taxonomy places the organism in Eukaryota, Viridiplantae, Streptophyta, Magnoliopsida, Fagales, Betulaceae. The record is from RefSeq and is a predicted model, not a curated record.
AAUAAAAUAACAGGCCCAAAUAAAAUCCAUUCGAUCUAAUAAUUUUACUCAAAACUCUUAUAAUUUGUAGAACCCAAAUUAGCGUUCUUGGUUCUCCAACGCUCACAGGAAUACACCGGCCACUUUAUUAAUUUUCAAGGGUUUUAGAGAGGUCUUGGAAGUAAGACACAACGAUGGAUUCGUCACAGAGUGCAGCAACAGCAGGGACUGGUGUUGGUGGCAAUGGGAUGAUCAUCUCUCAAGCCAAUGACACAGCAGCAACAACUGCUGUGGACGAUCCAAAGCAGAACUUGAACCAGGUCAUCAACUCUAUCCAGAAAAAUUUGGGUCUUCUUCACCAGCUCUCCCUUACUGUCUCUUCCUUCAAUGUUGCCUCUCAGCUUCCUCUUCUCCAACGCCUCAAUUCUCUUGUUAUGGAGCUCGACAACAUGGUUAAAUUAGCUGAGAAGUGCAACAUUCAGGUUCCUAUGGAGGUUCUGAAUUUGAUUGAUGAUGGAAAGAAUCCAGACGAAUUCACUAGGGAUGUCAUAAACAGCUGUAUUGCCAAAAAUCAGAUCACCAAAGGCAAAACUGAUGCCUUUAAGGGUUUACGCAGACAUCUUCUGGAAGAACUUGAUCAAACAUUUCCUGAUGAAGUUGAAUCUUACAGAGAGAUACGUGCAGCCUCUGCUGCUGAAUCGAAACGGCUUGCACAAGCACAAAGCAUAUUACCAAAUGGAGAUAUGAAAGCCUAAUCCGACCUUUAAGGCUUAAUUUCCUUUUCAGUACAUGCUGAUCAUAAAUUUGGGAAUGUGACAGCGUUGAUUGUCGUCAUGAUUUUAGCUUUGUAUACUAUCUUUCUUAGAUAAGGGCAUGUACUAUUCAUAUGGUUAACUAAUGUAUUAUAAAGAAACUAUGUCCUGCAGUCGUUGUAGGUUUUAUUAUCCUUCAGUUUUAUGCCUUUUGAUUCA